Daphnia pulicaria is the source of this 1630-nucleotide messenger RNA. Its product is annotated as methyl farnesoate epoxidase-like. The transcript has 10 exons. Gene Ontology annotation, cellular component: intracellular membrane-bounded organelle; cytoplasm. The coding region runs from base 224 to 1558 and encodes 444 amino acids. NCBI's taxonomy places the organism in Eukaryota, Metazoa, Arthropoda, Branchiopoda, Diplostraca, Daphniidae. Gene Ontology annotation, molecular function: iron ion binding; oxidoreductase activity, acting on paired donors, with incorporation or reduction of molecular oxygen, reduced flavin or flavoprotein as one donor, and incorporation of one atom of oxygen; heme binding. Gene Ontology annotation, biological process: xenobiotic metabolic process. The record is from RefSeq and is a predicted model, not a curated record.
CGAAAUCCUGCUAGAGUAUAAAAGACGGAUCCGACCUGUUUUUCCCGUCAGUGUAAUAACACAUUUCAAAAUUGCAAUUGGGCUGAUUUUGGUUUACGUAUUGUUGAUUGCUUUUCUCGUCAAGCUUUCGUUGCGACCCUCCAACUUUCCGCCAGGCCCAAGAGGCGUGCCAUUUCUUGGCUUUGCUCCUUUUCUGCCCAAAAAUGAGCCAUUCUUCAGAGCCAUGCAGAAGAUGGCUAAGACGUACGGGCCUGUGACUGGUUUCUAUUUGGGACCCUUUUUGCCUUUCAUUUCUGUGGACGGGCAUAAGGCUGUCGAAGAAGCUCUGCAUAAUAACGACCUGAAUGGCAGACCGUCGGGUACACUCGUUAUGAGUAGAACGUUUGGAAAGAAGUUAGGUUUAGUGUUUGUCAACGGCGAUUUUUGGCAAGAACAGCGGAGAUUCACGUUACGCCAUUUACGUGAGCUUGAGUUUGGAAAGACAUCGAUCGAGGAUCAGAUGAUGGACGAGAUUAGCGAUUUAAUUUCUGAUAUUACCGAAGCUGCUAAAUCCGAUCCGGAUCACGUAGUCGAUUUCAAAGCCAUUUUCACAGUGUCGGUGUUCAACAUUUUAUGGGCAAUUAUUGGAGGCAAACGAUAUCAGCGGGACGACCCGGCGUUUAAACAACUGUUAGCCAACGUUGAUCUAUUUCUCCGAGGUGGAAAUAUUGCACAAGUCGUCAUUCCUGUUCCAGCCUUUCUCGUUCGCCUGUUUCCUUCUUUACCAAGUCGCCUUGGUCUUAAAGACGAAUUGUUCGUUCCCAUUCAACAGUUCAUCGAGGAAUCGAUUGACGAACAUGUUUCCACGAGAUCGAAAGGCGAUGCCGCUCGUGAUUUCAUCGAUGUCUACUUGGACGAAAUGGAGAAGCAAUUGGAAAAAGAUUCUACUUUCACCAAAAAGCAGCUAAUAGCUGCGAUACAGGAUCUAUUCACUGCAGGCUCCGACACCUCGUCAGGGACGAUUGGUUUUGCGGUUCUUUCUAUGAUUAAUUAUCCAUCCAUUCAACAAAAGAUGCGUGAAGAACUAGAAAAUGUCUGUGGCGAUUCUCUUCCGUCACUGGCACAUCGCGCUAGCUUGCCAUUUACCGAUGCGUUUAUUACGGAAGGGAUGAGGAUGUCUAGCGUAGCUCCAUUAGGAGUUCCACAUCUUGCCAUGAAGGAAACGCAACUUCUAGGAUUCAACAUACCAAAAGGGAGCAUCGUAUCGGUCAAUAUCAAUUCUAUGCUGCAAGACACCGAAAUGUGGAACGACCCAGAAAAUUUCCGACCAGAACGUCACCUGGACGCCGACGGAAAACUGUUCAGAAACGAAGCCUUUAUUCCUUUCGGCAUCGGGAAACGAAUUUGUCUGGGUGAGUCUCUGGCUCGGAACACGGUUUUUCUGUUCACCGCAGCCCUCGCCAAAACGUUUGAAUUCAAAUCUCUGCCGAACAAACCGCCGCCGACAUUGGAACCCACAAUCGGAUUUGUUUCAGGCCCCCAACCUUUCAAAGCCGUUGUAGUCCCUCUGGUUCACUGAAAAAGAAAUUACAUCAACUUUAAAAUAAGAAUUAACAACAUUAUAUACCUACGCUAUAGCAGGCAAAAGUAA